Messenger RNA from Malurus melanocephalus (red-backed fairy wren), 4069 nucleotides. RefSeq names its product interferon-induced very large GTPase 1-like. The record is from RefSeq and is a predicted model, not a curated record. The transcript has 4 exons. Lineage: Eukaryota; Metazoa; Chordata; Aves; Passeriformes; Maluridae. Bases 1 to 3912 code for a protein of 1303 amino acids.
AUGGCCACCAAUGGGCACUUGCCUGAAGGGCCCCUCUGUGUUAACGCGCAGCAGAUCAUGGAGGGCUCCAGAGUGGGCUCCCAGGAUCUGCAGUCACUGCUGAUGGGCCAACAGCAUGGCCCAGGGUCCAUCCUGCAGCUGGGAACGCCGCUGGAUCAUCGGCUGUGCCAGGAAGGAGCCCCUGGCUCCUGUGCCGUGCCCGGCUGGGCUCCAGCAGCCGCUGGCAGCGAUCCCCAAGGCCGCAGCUGCCGCGGAGCCGCUGCCAGGAGCCUGGGGGCUCUGACAGCACCCUCAGGGAAAGCCUCUUCUUCCUGCACAGCCAUGGCUUCGCCGGAGGACACUGCAGAGGGGGAUGCAAAGGCACAGCUCCUGGCACAGGCGUUUCAGGGGGAAGGACUGGAUGAUGGAUACUGGCUGCCCAAAGUGUCGCAGAUCCUGGGAGUCAAGAGCAGAGAAGCCCUGCAACAUCUGGAAUACAAAGACUACCUCAAGCUGGAGUCCAUUGCAAACCAGGAGUUCCUGCAGUUGCUCAAGCGCCUUGGACUGGAAAGUCACUAUCCAAAAAAAAUGGGGAUGGGAUAUUUCCACACCAUCUGCAAGACAUCUCUGCAGGACAGAGAGCCCAGCAAGGACAAGGAACUGCCGUUUUACUUCUUGCAAAAGCUGUUAACCGUGGAUUACCGGGUGAGGUACCUGACUUGCUGGGACAAGAGCAACCCAGGGCUUGCACCCGUGCCACAAACCAGCGAGCAAAAGCAGGAACUGUCAGAUUCCUUUGAAAACUUUUUCAAUGAUUUGGGGGAAGCAGUCCCUGAACCUGCCAGCAGGGAUGGCGGUGUGCACCCCAUGGACCUGCAGAUGGCCAUUUUCCAUUGUGCUGAUGACUUCCUGAGACAGACCCUUGCAAACAAGCUGGCGUUCUGCCAACUGGCGCUGCCUCUGCUGGUGCCCAACCCAGGCACUUCACACAUUGAGUUCCCGCUCUACGCCCUCAGCCAAAUCCAAAGGAGCUGGAAAGAGGCGGACAAGUCGGGAAAGCAGGCCGGAACAAAGUGUUACAACAACAAACUCAUCUCUCAGGCACAGACGCCCAUCGUGUCCUUCAUCCGCAUUGGCAGCUCAGCCUCCUGUUCCAAGUCUCARCUGCUGAAUGCUCUGCUGAGCAAACGCAAACACGACACUUUCUUCCAUCGCCACUGCAGAGGCAGCACCAGAGAGCGAUUGCUGAUGGAAGGGGUGGUGGAGAUCGCCUGGUACUGCCCCYGUGGGAGCCCUGACGACACCUUUGAGUGCUGCGUGGCUUUCUGUAACCUGCAUGGAGACGCMCGCGAUCACGGAGCGCAGCUGCAGUUCCUGCAGGAGAUAUCUGCUGUCAACGUGGCUCUCGUAUCCGAGUUGGAGCACAUUGACAACAGUGGGAAACAGCUUCUGCAGGGCCUGUUGCAGUCGCAAAGGCCUUUGGUUUGUCUUCUCACAGAAAAAGAGAACGUUGCAGCUGGGCGACCUGGCAAAAACAUAAAAAUAGGGAUCAAGAACAGCAAUGAAGGAGAACUGAUGGUCCAGCUAACCAAGACAAUCAGCAAUCUCCUGGAAGGGUCUAGACCUCAUUUCAGCCUGGACGCCUGCCUGGACAAAGCUCUCCAGCAYGGAUUCUUUGUGGAUKCAGAUCAACCCGCGUGUGUGAUGGCCAAAGCAAAGGCAAAGGAGCUGGUGGACAUUCUGAAGAAAGAGAAACUGUCCAAGAUCAAAUCCCAACUGCUGCCCCUUCAAGGAAGACUGUGGUACCAGUGGUGCAAAAAGGACARAGAGCUCACUCGCUUGCAGGAGAAGGGGAACAAGAGCAUUGAGCAUCAUCGCAGCCAAAUUGAAAACGAGAAGGCGGCAAUAAGAAGAAAGCAACUGGAGCAAGCUUUCCCUCUCAACCGGCUGAUGAAAUCAUUCCUUGACUUUCUCCAGGCACAGCCAGCAGAUACCAAGAAAUACUUCCUGCACUGGAUGAAGGUCUUUAUGGACGAGCUUGCCAUUGAGAAAGACAUGAAAAAGUAUUUCAGGGAAGACAAAGACCAUGAGACUCUGAUCCAGUGGAAAUCAGGCACUGAGCUGAAGCUGAAAGAACUAAAAGAGACUCUUCUUCAUGAAACGAAAAAGAAAUGUGAGAAUCUCAUUGAGCUACAGAAGGAGCAGACUAAACUGGAUGCAAGGAAGCUGGAAUAUGAAGACGAGCUCCUGAGGAGGAGCAGGGACUUGGCUGUGACUCUGAAAGGGAAGAGCCUGAGCGAUAGAGAUCUGAGAGCCAACUUUACCUCACUCUGGAACAAGUGGAUUGCGGAAGUCUCCCAUGCUGCUCCUCCUCUGGAACAGGUGGAUAUUGAUGUGGAAAUCGAAAAUGUCCUUCUAGACCACUUUAAGGAGCCAGGAUUCUAUGCACAGAUCAGGUCAUUUCCCACAGGGAGAGGAUUUUCUUUUGAUCCAGAGAAACACGUGAUGAAAAAAAAGAUUUAUCGUGUUUUCACUAGGAUCGUUUGUGAUGCUGAUGUGAUGAACUUUCAGCACAUCACAGACAACAUCAUAGCGUGUGUGAGGGCAAACAUUGAUAAGAAGGAGCAGGAGAAACGGGAUUACAGUCGAAAUUUUAUCCAUGAAAUACUCAAUGAAGUACAGAAAGGUGUGAACUCUGUCCCCAGCAAUUCAACAUGGACUUUUAACAAAGAUUACAGCAUGGAUUUGUCUCUGUAUCUGUGCAGAACAGCAGCAGAAAGGUUUAAAGCCAUGCAUGAAGCAUUCCAAAAGGCAAACAACCCUGCCAUGUACCUGGACAGCAAGAGAGAAGAUUUCUUCAAAUCUUUCCAGAUUUCAUGUGAAGGAGCUACUUCUGUCACAACUUUUGUAGCAUUUCUUUGUGACAAGAUUGCCCCAGCUCUUAACCGGGCGGUCUAUGAGAGGACGGCUAAAGCCAUCACUGAGGACAUGCAGGGCAAAUUCCCAGAUUUCCAGGGCAGUAGAGCCAAUCUGGAAGUUUGUAUCCUGAGGUAUCUGGCAGAACAAGACAAUUUUGAGUAUUUCAAAUGUUACCUUAAGCGUCCUGAGGAAUGUUUUCGGAAAUACAUUGGGAUACAAGUUCAGAGUUACUGUUUGGAUGGGAGCAGGAAGCUGGAGAAAUUUUUAGAUUCCUCCCUUGAUUUUCUCUAUCGAAACAUCCUGUCAGCGGUUUCUUCAUCAACCCAAAUUGUCAAAGACAGAAUAGACAGAGAGGACAAAAUCUCUCUGUGGCUGGAUGAAUUUUGCAGGGAACUGACAGAGGCGAUGAACUUGCCCCGAAGUGACCUGAAGGGCAUCGAGCACCAGGAGGUGACAGACAUCGAGUUCCUGAGAAGUGCCAUGGCUGAACCUCUGGCUGCCCUGAGGGACAGUCUCAGGAAGGAAUUUGCUGAUGCUGAUAUGAGCUCAUUCUCAAGGCAGCCUCACACCAUCCUGGCAGAGCAKUUUUCGGGUUGCUGGGAGCAGUGUCCCUUUUGUGGGGCUGUCUGCACAAACACCAUGCAGGAACACGAUGGAGACCAUCAGCUGGUCUUCCAUCGCCCACGAGGUUUGACAGGGACCAUGUGGGAUGGGACAGACCACCUGGUCAUUGAUAUUUGUUCCAGCCUUGUUACAAGCAAUUGCAAAUUCAGAUUUUCUGGUGGCAAAUUGAUCCCCUACAAGAGAUACCGGGAUGCAGGACCUCCUGUUUCCACGUGGAACAUUCUUCCUGAUACGUCCAUGCAGGCCUACUGGAAAUGGUUCGUGUGUCGAUUCAGGAAAGAGCUGGAAGCUUUGUACAGUGGGAGAUUUCGGGGCAAGGGAAAAAUGCCUGAGUCAUGGAAGCAUAUUAAAAAGCAGCAAGCACUGGCUGAGCUGGGCCAGGGCAGGUAACAUCUAAGGAAAGCAGGAGCCACAACAGCUUCAGGGUUUACAAGGGAUUUUGUGCCCAAGUCUCCACAAAUUGCAGGUACAACGAUGAUGCUCACAGGCCCCUUGCAGACACUGGUAUUUAAUCGCUCCCAAAUGUGGGGAAAUAAGGCAGUUACUC